Plasmopara halstedii is the source of this 2133-nucleotide messenger RNA. RefSeq lists its product as uncharacterized. Bases 1 to 2133 code for a protein of 710 amino acids. The record is from RefSeq and is a predicted model, not a curated record. Lineage: Eukaryota; Oomycota; Peronosporomycetes; Peronosporales; Peronosporaceae. The transcript has a single exon.
AUGCUCAUGCCUCGAUCGCGUUGCUUGGCGCUCCUGACGCGGGCGAUGCGACACUCGCGAGCAGGAACUACGCAUCUUUCAUCACAUGCGGUCUUCAGUGAUUUUAAUGCGCAUAUGAUUCAUCGAAAAUUAUCAUCCAGGCCUGAAGAGAGCUCAGCCUGCAAGCAGAAUCUAAAAAAGUUGCCGUCGUUUGCCAUUGCUGGCGCUUUCGAGGGUUUCGAAGACACAGAGCAUCCAGAUGAUCUCGGUCAUACAGACGAACACGCAGAAAAAUUAAAAGGCACCAAUGUCGAAUGUGAUCGCUCGCUAAGUGAGCAUUUUCGUCGUGGCAUUGAGAAAAAAAAACGUUGGAUGCAGUCGCUAGCCAAACAAAAGCUUUACACGACCAUCAUCAAAAGUGUGGCUGACUGCUACGCGCCUCUAUAUUCUGUCAUGGGACUCGAGGGAAAGUGUCCGUUGUUGCUAAUAUCAAAAAGUGAGUCUAAGAGGGAGCACGACCAUGAGACGGAGUUUCGACCUUUGCGCUUCGAUGACACGCUGACAAAAUAUACGGAGCAGGAAGCUCUGGCCUUGUUGGUUACUUCAAAGCAGCCUGCGCUGGCACUCGCUAUCGUUGAGCAUCGAAAUAAACUUUCUGAAGAGCUUGCAAGACGGUUGAAGGCAGGAAUAGGCGUCGUGCUUCCAGGGUCAAAUGUUAUGGAAGAUAGAAGCAUUGUCACGUUAAGCAGCCACCUCCGCAUGUUUUAUUCGUGGGGGAUGAGUGCGUGUGCUAUGUGUGGGCCGGAAUAUUACCCUAAAUUGUUUGACAUGUACAAGCGGGCACAAGAAGCAGGAGUAUACGUCACGGCGAACAUGAAUGUUCAGUACCUAUCGGUGUUGAUCGCACAAAAACGCUUUGAUCAAGUGUUUGAUUUUUAUGAAUCGGUCAAUCAUAAUAAUUUACCAAUCUCGGUAUAUUUCUAUAGACAACUGAUCCUCACAGUCUCUCUGACGCACAAGGUUGAUGCCUUGGACGCAAUUCUGAAAGAAAUGCGGGUCAAGGGAUUCAAAUUGCGUACCAUUGAUUAUCUGCGUGCCAUUUGUACAUUUGACACUGAUUACUUUCUUCGGCCAAAAGCAAAGCAUAAGAUGAGCAACCGAAAUCUUGGUGAAUGUAAAAAUGAGGAAGCUGGUUUGAUGUUAACGACACCACGAGAUUCAUACGACAUGUGCCGGAAACGGAUUCAGGAGCAAGAGUAUAAUCCGGAGCGCAUGGAAAAGUCUGUUAAGGUUGCUCAGAGCGUCCUUGCAUUAUUUGAUGCGAUGAUGGAGAUUGAUGGACUUAAACCGCGGGAGCAACAUCUGUUUACACGCGUUAUUACAGCGGCUGUGUACGCACACGAAUGUGAAAGGGUUCCUGAACUAUUGUCCCUUCAUGCUAAAUUUGUAAAUGCACCUCUUCAUCAUACAAGUGUCCGCAUGGCUGUGAAUGCAUUCUUGUUGAUGGAGAAUCCCGCGGAUGCAUGGGAUCUCAUCAAGGCGACAAAAUCACAUAUCGGUUCCCACCGGUUUGCACUCAUGGCUAACAUCUUUAAAUAUUUGUGCGAAAAGAAAAACUGUGUGGAUAUUAUCGCUUUGAUGCGCGAUGUGGACAAAUCGGACUUGCAAAAUGUGUUCACUCUUUCCUUGAUAAAAAAGUUGGUCCCUACACUUUGCAGUAGCCCAGAGAGUGUUGGAGAUGAGAAGUUACUGACAUUCAUGGCACAAUUCGAUGAUGUCUUUCGUUUGUCUACGAGUGAGCACCAUUUGGGUGUAUUUCUUCGUGAAUGCUGUCACAAUAGACGAUUCGCGGGUGUAAAAAUUGUUUUGAAGAAGUGGGUGGCUUCAAGCAAAAAACAUCCGCUUCGUGGAGCAGUGGGUCUUAAACUCUUGAAAACGUUUGAGGAUGAGAAUGAUUGGACGACGAUGGCUGAAAUUUAUGAGUUGAUUGAUAUCUCGAGGGCAAAAAACGAAGGUCACCGUAAAGCUAUCAUUGAGUCUGUUUCACGAGCUUACGAAGCUCUUGGACAAACUGAAUGUGCUAGACAAGCGCAGCAAGCACUAAUCGUGGCUUAUGAGGGUCAGAAACAAGAGCAAAAAAUUGUUGAUCGGUGA